This is a messenger RNA of Micropterus salmoides (largemouth bass), 5094 nucleotides long. RefSeq names its product syntaxin 1A (brain) (gene stx1a). Lineage: Eukaryota; Metazoa; Chordata; Actinopteri; Centrarchiformes; Centrarchidae. The coding region runs from base 644 to 1504 and encodes 286 amino acids. Gene Ontology annotation, biological process: intracellular protein transport; synaptic vesicle fusion to presynaptic active zone membrane; exocytosis. Gene Ontology annotation, cellular component: presynaptic active zone membrane; plasma membrane; endomembrane system. The record is from RefSeq and is a predicted model, not a curated record. The transcript has 10 exons. Gene Ontology annotation, molecular function: SNARE binding; SNAP receptor activity.
GAAUGAAGGCAUCUAAAACAUAAUUAUUUACUAUUCUGCAGAGUUGUGAACUGAAAUGUAAGACAUAUGUGUAAGACACACGUUAUUUUUUAAAUCCUAAACUCCAAAAUACUCGCGAGCUCUUCUGCUGCUUCCAUACAGUCUGCACCGCGUGUGACCGACAGAGGUCGCUGUGCGCCUUGGCACAAUGGAAACCACCUGGGCGUCAUCUCUGAACCUGUUCAAUCGAUAACCAAAUCCAACACAAUCUCGCCGCUCAGCCAGACGCUCUGAGGUGAUCAUUUCUUAUCAAAGCAGCCUUCAACCUGUUAGACUGACUUUAACGGAGCAAAACGAAACUUGGAGAGGUGGUUUAGCCUAUUUAAAACCACAAAAAGGUCAAUUACUGCGGAUUGAAGAGGAAGUUGAGGGUAUGUAAUGGGUUAACGUCGGAAGGCCUCGCAUUACCUUUACUGCGCGUCACCCGGCUCCGUAAAGUGGUCUCACCAUCCCAGCAUCCAAACCAAAGGGGGAAAUCGCGGCCAGAAGCGCAUCCUCGCCUCGGUCGGUCUCACAUCAUCCUGUCGGUCUCCGCCCUGCAGCUCCGUCAUCUCACAUCCACAAGAAAGAGGGAACUGAAAGGAAUAAGUGAUUUACCGGAACCAUGAAGGACCGCAUGCAAGAACUUAAACAUGGGAAGGAGACAGCAGAGGAGGAGGAUGAAGUUGCUGUAGGGAUGGAGAAAGGCUUCAUGGACGAAUUCUUUGAACAGGUGGAGGAGAUCCGGGGUUUUAUUGAGUCUCUGGCAGAGAAAGUUGAGGAGGUGAAGAGGAAGCACAGCGCCAUCCUCGCCUCACCUAACCCUGACGAGAAAACUAAGGGCGAGCUGGAGGACCUUAUGGCAGACAUCAAGAAGUUGGCCAACAAAGUGCGCUCCAAAUUAAAGAGUAUCCAACAAACCAUUGAGCAAGAAGAAGGCCAGAACAGGUCAUCAGCUGACCUUAGGAUACGCAAGACACAGCACUCCACACUGUCCCGUAAGUUUGUUGAGGUGAUGUCAGAAUACAACACCACCCAGUCGGACUACAGGGAGCGCUGCAAGGGACGCAUUCAGAGACAGCUGGAGAUCACUGGGAGAAACACAACAAAUGAGGAGCUGGAGAGCAUGUUGGAGAGUGACAACCCAGCUAUUUUUACCUCGGGGAUUAUAAUGGACAACAUCACAGAGCAAGCUAUGAAUGAGAUCGAGACACGGCACACUGAGAUUAUCAAGCUGGAAAACAGCAUCAGAGAGCUUCACGACAUGUUCAUGGACAUGGCCAUGCUGGUGGAGAGCCAGGGUGAACUGGUGAACAACAUUGAGCGGAGGGUGCUGGAGGCUCAGGAAUAUGUGGAGCAGGCAAAGGAGAACAUCCCAAAAUGCAAAAAGUUCAAAAAGACCAGCAGACGGAUGUUCCUGAUAGGAGGUUGUAUUGCAGUAUGUCUGACCGUCCUCGUUAUUUCCCUCGCAGUGGGACUCAGUUAGGACCCUAACAAAUCCCUACAGAGAAGGAGGGGAUGCCUCUGUCCCAGUCAGCAGUUAAAAUGUACUGUAACUGCUCAUGAAGUUGAGAGCCUUUUAAAUUAUUAUUUUUUAUGCCUUUUCUAAACUAAACAGUCAAAAACAUUGAGGAACUAACUUGUGUUCUGUGUCUGUAUCAUGAUUCACAUACCUUUGUCAUGUGCAUGUUCUACAGUCUGUUGAAGAGCUAUGCAUGUUUUUUAAUAGCACAAAGCUGCAGAUAUGUGGUUAUGUCCAUUUAUAAUCAAAAUAAACGUGUUGACUUAGAUUUUUCAAAAACAAAAAGAAUUUUCAAAGCACACAUAGCUCAGCUAUAUAAGUUUGUGAACUGUCAGCCUCUCACAUACUUGUAGAUGUAUCUUAUAUUGAGAACCCUGAUGAUGUUUUGGGUUUUUUUGAGUCCAUGAUCACUGUUUUGCCUUGUUUGUAGCAUUAAAGGAAUACUUUGACAAUUUGGGAAGUAAACGUAUUCGCUUUCUUUCCAAGAUUUAGAUAAGAGGAUCGAUUAAAAAAAACAUUAAGUUGUGGUUUUAUAGUGGUUAUGUGAUGGACCAUCCAUUGGCCUUGUGCAGUGAGUUUUUUGAAUCUCCAGUCCAGCACAUAAAACCCAUGGAUGUAAUAUAAAAACUGGAUACUGCACUCCAAGAUCCCUCCCGCAGCCCUCACAGUUGAAUGAAGAUUGCUCAUGAAGUCUCCUAGCUUCCAGGUUUGCUCCUGCAUUGUGCGGCCCACUGCACAGACUCAUUAGUGUUUAGUCGUCGUUUGUAUAAUUCAGUUUUUUUACAGAUCAAACAAAAUAUAAAGUGUUAAUUGAUGAGCCUUAGAGGUGUUGUUAAGCAAAUUUUGUUAACUUUGGACAUAUCUAAGCUAAACAGCUUCUUAUUUACCAUGCAAAAGUGUGGUAUCGAUCCUCUCAUCUAUCGGCUGAAAGCAAAAAAACGUAUUGAAGCUGUUUCUUUAAAAAUUGAUAGAGACUGCAGAUUCCAUAGAUUUCAAGAAGACACUACAGUUUUCUUUCAUGCACUGGUCAAUUUUGAGAUUUGGGGUUUCUUUGCUUCCAUAACAUAGCAUUAGAUAAUGCUUUGUUUGUGUAUUUAAACAUAACAUUUCAGAAAACCUGUCAUACAAAAAAAUUAUUGUCUUAAAGAUAUGUAUAAAGAUAGUAAAAUUCCAUUGUGUACGGCAAUACAGGUGAAAAGGGUAAAAAAAACAAAUGGAUAUCACCAUGAAACUUGUUGACCAACUUGUCAGCCUCUAGUUGAUUACAAUAUUAAAGGCAGUUUUCUCAAAAUAAGUUCUUUCUCAUACUUCCAGAAAUCUCCACAAACGUUCCAGUUUUAUUCCCAUCUAUAUUCUGAGGUUUUUACAGAGGGGAUUGUUCAUAGAUAAUUUGUAACAAGAUUUAUUUAACAUUUUAUUUCUAAAAACAUGACAGAAAUUGAUUUUUAUGGCUGACAGUAUUUUCUGAUUUAUGAAGUGAUAAAUAGAAAUUUCCUCUUUAAAAACCUUUAAUUAAAAAAAAAAAAAUUAAACAAGAAGUUUGUACCUGGCUUUAUCCAAUGUCUAGAUUUCUGUUGUGGAAAUACAUGCAAAUUAGAACAUAUUUAAUUAGUCAAUGCCUAAUUUGCAUAUUAUCCAUAACAUUUAAAAAAAAAACUGUAAUACUAAAAUUAUUGUCUUAAGUAAGAGUGUCAUAGUAAUAUCUAUUAUUUAAAAUAUUUACCCUAUUCACCUGUAGUGUAUGGCUUUAAAUGUUGGACAUUGGCUGUUUAUGAAUGUAUGUGGAGGAGUGCAUGCUAAAAAGACAUGUUUUACAAUUUAAUUUUGCCUAAAAGUCGCUGUGUGAACAGUCCUGGUGAACAUCGGCACAGUCUUUAUGUUGCUUUAAGCUUAUUUCAGGAGGUAGCUGCAUGUAUUGCUGCCUGCCACAUUGCUUCCUGUGGCAUGUUUGAAUAUUGUGUAUGUUGUUUAAUGUGGUUUGAACAAAAUGCAGGAACCAAAUAUUCAUGGUUUUAAAAGCAGAAGAUGUGGAAGUGCUUCUAAACAGUCACAGUCCAACAAUAUCAUCAGAUACAUAAAAAUCAAAUAGUCUUUCUCCAAAUUGCUGUUUUUCUAAACUGCAUUUUGUUCUGAUGAUUAUAAACAUGGCUUAAAAGUAAAGAACAAGUUAUAUUCCUAAUAUGUUUUCCCCUACUCCCCAUCUGCUGCCUUGGAUGACUGUUUAUCUGUUGUUUUUAACACUAUGCAGAAGAAAAUUAUGAUUAUUAUAUGCUGUGUGGUUCUGGGAAUUGUCAUUGCUUCCAUCGUUGGGGGAACACUGGCCUAAACCUCAACCUCAACCUCACAGUCACACUAAAAGACACACAGCCGCAUACACAACAGAGCAAAAACACAUCAAAUGAACAUAUUUUCAGUCUUGUUUUCAUGAAUGCAAUCUACAUCCUGUAUGACACAUUUACACGCGGUGUACAGGGCCUGAGGUGUUUUCGCAUGAGUUGCUAUUUUGUAAAUGUGUGGUGCUGCAUACUGUUUAUCUGAGUGUUGAGUGUUGUCAACGAUAUGGUGUUUCCAAAAGUGAAUUCUUGAAUGAAAACGUUACUAAAUGAUAUGUAACACUAAACUAAUACAUUCCAACUUCCAAAUAGGACACAUAUUCAGUUGUAAUGUCUAUUUCGCCACUAAUCUGCAGUGUUUUCAAAGCCACAUUAUCUAAACCUCCGUUUAUUUACAUGUUAUCUUUUUAAAGUCUUUACUUUGUUUCUCUUGUGUCUUCUACCUCCCUCCAAACACCCUGCAUGGUUUAGUUCACUGUAAAGUAGUUUUUUAAUUUGUAUUGCAAAGGGGAAAGAAGAUAUGUUGGAUAUUUUGCUUGUAGAAUCAUCACACUGCCAAACUUUUUUAAUCUUCUCUCUUGUAGUUUACGAAGGCAAUGCUUCUGUACUUAACUUCAUCUGGCCUUACCAGUUGUGCAGCAUUUUUAACCACUGCUCCCGUGUUGUGCGUGAGUGCGUGCAUGAAUACAUGUGAAAGAGGAUAUUUGUGUGUUCAGUUGUAGCUACAUUUUUGAAUGUGCAGAAUGCCAGUCAUGGGAAGAGAACAUGAGUGUUUGUUACUAGCCACCUGUGUCUUUGUUUUGUAUAAAGCGUGAACUGAUAUUAAUCUCUUUCUAACACUCUAACACUGCCAGUACGUUCAAAUAAGCUGUUAAAAUGAAGUCUACUCUCGUUGGAUUGAUAAUUCUGGUCUUUAAGUGACAAACCCUUGUUGUUUUAUGUCUUUUUAUAAACCCAGAGCUUUAACCAGAGUGUAUCCUUCUGUCAAGCUACUUCUGUUUAUUAUUACAAGUGAACAUGAGUCAGUGAAAUCGUCAGCAUGAAGUCAAGGACUCUUAUAUCAGUUUUCUGGCAACAUCAGACAUGCACAGAUUGCAACCAUGUUGCCAUGAUACCUACUCAACUUGUUGCAUUUGUGUUGUAUUGUGAUGACAUGAAUUUGUUUGUUUAAUUUGAGUUUGUUUUGUUUUGUUUUUUCAAGUAAACUUUGUCUGAAAAUCA